This is a messenger RNA of Styela clava, 3456 nucleotides long. Its product is annotated as 4-hydroxyphenylpyruvate dioxygenase-like. The record is from RefSeq and is a predicted model, not a curated record. NCBI's taxonomy places the organism in Eukaryota, Metazoa, Chordata, Ascidiacea, Stolidobranchia, Styelidae. Gene Ontology annotation, cellular component: Golgi membrane; endoplasmic reticulum membrane. Gene Ontology annotation, molecular function: 4-hydroxyphenylpyruvate dioxygenase activity. Gene Ontology annotation, biological process: L-tyrosine catabolic process.
AAAGAACGUGUUUCGCAAUGUCUUGAAGCGGAUGUAUGCACAAACACAAUUCAGACUCGUGACGAAGCGGUCUGUGUGCCAAUUCUACUGCCGAUAUAACGGUACUAGGGUCGUGUUAAGAUAUAACCGUUCUUUUGAUGUUUAAAAGUUGGUAAACGUUAGUCAAUUUAUUGAAUGGUAGCAUAGUUUUAUGAAAAAAUGAUUCAAAAACAAGAGUGAUAGUGAUAAACAGCAAUUUAGUGUGGAAAUGUGAAAUGUUCAAAUCUAGAUUAAAUUGAUUCUGAGGCACAGCUCCGCCUCCGCUUUGGCCGAUAAAAUAGAUUAGUUUGGUUUGCAAAUGUGAGGUUACAAAGCUGUCAAAUUGCUCAUAUAAUUUGAUAGGCUGUGCUAUAAAGUGACACAAUAUGAGAAACUUCCGCCGUGUGAGACAUGAAUAUUAUUAACGUUCGAAUCGAUGCACGCGUGAUCAAAUUAUCACAAUUCCCGCUUUGGGGCAUGAAAUCCAACUAAAUCUUAUAAUUUUUAUGAAUUUCUAUGUAAGACGACGAAUUCCAGAUAAUUUGAUUUAAUUGCUGUAAUGAAAUGCACCUGAACAUGGAAGAGGUUGUACGAGUUCAGUAUCGUAACGGUACGCAGAUCAGAAUUAAAUGUCUGGCAUUUGAAAGCUUAUGGCAACAUUACGCUAUGCUUGCUAAUUGAUAAAGGAAAGGUUAUUUAAUUUACGAGUAUACCGUUAUGUUUAAGUCGGACUGUGACUUUGGAAGCGUGUUAUUAAAUGUAAUUCCAAGGUGCGGUAAUUGAUUUAACCUCAGAACAAUACUUCAGUUAUUCAAGCUGAGCUGAGUUUAGACCACGAAAAUUUAAUCAGAGGCAAAAAAAACUAUAAAAUAAACUAUUUUCCGGUAAGAUUAACGAGUAUGUCAUUGUGUUCUCGCUUAUAUUCAUGUAUUAUCACAAUGCUCAAAAGAUUUAACCGAAAACUAUAUCGGAAUAUAGUAAUAUAAUCGCAACUAAGUUUGAAAAAUAGCUUAUUUUAUCCCCAAAUACCAUAAGCACGCUUUCCGGGUUAUGAAGCUUUUCUCCUUAAGUCAUUUCGGUGUUUUCGAUCAAUAUGAAUCCACAUUUUUGUAGUAUGAAUGGGAAAAAACGUGUGUAUCUUAUUGUCAACAAGGUCUUGGUCGUUUCACCAAACAAAUUAAGGAAAUGUUUCCACAAAUAAGACCCAUGUUGAUGAGUCAUGUUCACUUAGUCAUGUUUACGGAUUUACAACGAUAUUAUUGUUUGUCUAGCAAAGGCUACGCUUUGGGAUUUGUUGUUCGGCUCCGGAGUAUAAAUAUUUGUAAUACUGUUAAAAACAUGCGUACAAGAGAGUACAAAAAAACAAAUCAUUUUUGCGUAUAAUGCAACGUACGGCAUCUUUGCAAAAGUCAUACCGCAGAUUGACUGUCUAAUAAAAUUACAUCAAAACUAAUAUGACUCGAUGUAUGAAUCAUUCUCGACAUAUAACGGUUCAGAUUGUGAUAAAUUUACUUCUGUUUUAGAUUUUAAUCUAUUUUAUUUUGUAAAUUGAAUUACGAAAUUUGACAACAUGAGCUACCACACCGAUAAAGGCGAAAAACAUGAAAAUGCAAAAUUCAAAUGCUUCGACCACCUUCGAUUUUGGGUUGGAAAUGCAAAACAGGCUGCUGAUUUCUAUUGCAUGCACAUGGGUUUCAAACCGUUUGCCUACAAAGGAUUGGAAACAGGAACCAGGGAUGUUGUUUCACACGUGGUGAAACAAAAUGACAUUAUCUUUGUAUUUGUUUCGCCGCUGAAUCCCGGAAACGAGGUCAUGGCGUCAUAUCUUUCAAAACACGGUGACGGAGUGAAGGAUAUCGCUUUCACCGUAGAAAAUUGUGAAAUAUUAGUUCAGAAAGCAAAGGAGAGAGGAGCAAUAAUCGUCAAAGACUUGUGGGAAGAGUCAGAUGAAAACGGCACAGUUAAAAUGGCAACUGUUCAGACGUACGGCGAUACAACACACACUUUUAUAGAACGAAGUAACUUUAACGGACUGUUUUUACCCGGGUUUAAAGCACCUCUAUUCAAACCGGAAAUCUACGACAACCUGCCAGAACCGAAUCUUAGAUUCAUUGAUCACGUGGUAGGUAAUCAACCAGAGAAUGAAAUGACUCCAAUGGCAGAUUGGUACGUUAAAAAUCUUCUCUUCCAUCGAUUCUGGUCGAUAGACGAUUCUAUGCUUCACACGCAAUACAGUUCCCUGAACUCUGUCGUCGUUACCAACCACGAAGAAACCAUCAAAAUGCCGUUGAACGAACCAUCGUUUGGAAAAAGAAAAAGUCAAAUCAAAGAGUAUUGCGAAUACAACGGGGGAGCUGGAGUCCAACAUAUAGCAAUGAACACGCCGGAUGUCAUUACUGCGGUUCGAAAUAUGAAAGCUCGUGGAUUAGAAUUUUUAUCGGUACCGGAUACUUACUACAAGCAAUUGAGACAAAAUUUGAAAAACGCAAAGAUCACUGUGGAAGAAGAUCUUGAUAUUAUUCAGGAAUUACGUAUUCUUGUUGACUUUGACGAAAACGGCUACUUACUGCAACUAUUCAGCAAACCAGUUCAGGAUCGCCCAACUCUCUUUAUGGAAGUUAUUCAACGUCACAACCACUCGGGAUUCGGCGCUGGAAAUUUCAAAUCCCUUUUUGAAGCCAUUGAACUGGACCAAGAAGCAAGAGGAAAUUUAACAGUGGUAGAAAAUGCCUGAUCCAGCCCGAUAUUGUCUCACAAAAAUAAAGUAAUUUCAAACGCCUUAGCAAUAAAGAUUGGGUAAUUAAUAAACAACUUCUCUAAAAACAAUGUAGAUUUUUAUGAAGAUAUUACUUUUUUAAUAUUUUAAAAUUAGGCAAAACAGUAUUUAAUUGACAAUAGACUACGCAACAUUCGUUUUAUAGCUGGUUCCGUAAAAUAGUUACUAUUAUAAGUCAUAAUUAUAAUUUUGUCGAAUUAGACGUAGUUCAAAAGAGUUUGCGUACUCGUUUUUAUAAUAUUAUAACGCAUUGCCCUGUACGCCGUUUUGCCACAUACACAGUUAUCUUUAAUGUGAGUCGUAUGCUUGAUUAUCUUGUACGUAACGGUGGACUUGAACUAGUUUUGUUAAUCUGUUAAACCCCUUAUAAUUAGGUAUUCAUGCUAAUGCUAUUACCUUCAAAAUAUUAAGAGCAUUAUUGUCGUUUCUCAUAAUGGAACUUCAUUGUUGUCAUCCAGUGUCAUGUACGUAUGUUGAGUCUUUAUUUGUUUUGUGACUUUUCAUACCAUUCAUUUGUACUUCACAUACCGAUUUUGAGAAGUUUUCAAACUUUGCAACUUGUAAAUUAUUGUUUUAUCUGUAGCAUUGUGAAAUGAGGGUUUUGUAAAUUUAAUAUUAGCCUUUUGCAUAGUAGUUUUUUGCAAUAAACUUUGUCAAACUUA